UUUGAUAAAAAGAAAAGAAAAAAAAACUAAACCAGAGAGCAAUGGCAAUGGAAAUGGCCAAGAAAUCUCAGAAAGAUGAGAGCUUGCAGCAUGAAAUUGAUGGUUUUUUCUGUUUGUCAUCUGAAGAUUCCUUGGAAGAGAGUAAUGAUCUCUCUUAUUGGGAAUUUGUUAACCCAUCUGAUGCUGAUUCGGAUGAUACUGAAAUUGAUAAUCUGUCUUUAGAUAGUUUUCAAAAUGGGUUGUUUGUUUCCUGGCAUUCUUUACUCUCUUCAUCAAGAUCAACCCCAGAAGAGAAUCAAACGGAAAAAUCCCACCUUGAUGUGAUUGAUCGAGAUCAGCUUGUUGGGUAUCUUGGAAAACAAGUAUCAUAUCAAGAGGAGGAUGGUGAAGAAGAAGAGUAUAAGUAUGGUAAUGAUUUGGAUGAUAGUGCUGAUGAUGAUGGCGGCGAUGAUGUGGAUGAUGAGCUUGUGCCGUGGUCUGUGAGUGGGAAGCUUGGAAGGCAGAGGAUGAGGAAAUUGGGGAAGAGGGCUUUUGCAAAGAUGCACCAUUCAAAGAAGACACCUUUCUUGUAUAUGAAGCCUGGUUGUGUUCAUGGAAAGCAUGGACUCGGAAUGAAGCACAGUUUUUAAGGUAAAGUUGGGGGACUUUAUGAAGAAGUUUGUCAUAAAGGUCUCAACUUUGAUUUGGGCAUAUUUCAUUUCUUAGGAAUUCCAUAUGGGAAGUUGUAAGUAAUUACUGUAGUUUGUUUAGAAUUUCUUAGAUGAUGUGUUAGGUUAUGUUAAUUAAACUUAUUGUUCUCUCAAAUCUUAAAGUUUAUAAAUAUUUAGUUAUUUAAUCUCUUAUGGUUUA
Messenger RNA from Pistacia vera, 849 nucleotides. RefSeq lists its product as uncharacterized. Lineage: Eukaryota; Viridiplantae; Streptophyta; Magnoliopsida; Sapindales; Anacardiaceae. The transcript has a single exon. The record is from RefSeq and is a predicted model, not a curated record. Bases 42 to 629 code for a protein of 195 amino acids.